This is a messenger RNA of Saccostrea echinata, 5046 nucleotides long. Its product is annotated as treslin-like. NCBI's taxonomy places the organism in Eukaryota, Metazoa, Mollusca, Bivalvia, Ostreida, Ostreidae. Gene Ontology annotation, molecular function: chromatin binding. Gene Ontology annotation, cellular component: nucleus. The record is from RefSeq and is a predicted model, not a curated record. Bases 64 to 4842 code for a protein of 1592 amino acids. Gene Ontology annotation, biological process: regulation of DNA-templated DNA replication initiation; response to ionizing radiation; mitotic DNA replication checkpoint signaling. The transcript has 19 exons.
CCUUAAACUUUUUUAAAGCCAUAUCCAGAAUAAUGAAGUAAGAACAAAGGCUUCUUUUUGAAGAUGUCAGAAUCUUCAGUGAAAUGUAAGAUACUUUUUCUCGUUGAUGGGAAUCAAGGCGGUUGUGCACAAGACGUGAAAAAUGAAGCAAAAGUUUUGGCUAACAGAGUAACUCUUUCAGCAUUUCGAAUCUUGACUGCUUUAAACGAAAGAGUCACGAGUAAAACGAACUUAAAAAGAGGUAACAAAACACAACACUUGAAAUGGAGUUACAAAAUUUAUAAUUCUUCAAAAUACACAUUGAAAAGACUUGUGAACCCUUUCAAAGAAUUCAAAACCAGGUACUUCGAAGAAUUUGAAAAUGAAGUUGAGAGAAAUAUCGAAACAGCAAUACAGGAUAUUCAGUCAGAUAUUGACACUGUAGGACACAUACAUGGAAAACAAUACCCAGCAAACAUACUAAAUAAGGUUCUAAAUGAAAUUGUUCUGGAUUAUCAGUGGGAGGAUCCAGAUAUUUUCUCACCAGUUAAAAGUAGGAGAAAGAGUGUUAAAAAUGAAAAUCAUAGCAAAACAGAAAAUUUUGUGUUUUUAUUUGCAAACAGCCCUAAAAACCCAGUAGGAUUAAGACAGUUUUCAGGAAAAGUUGUACUCGAUGAUGAGAUCUUUCUGGAUUCUUUCAUGCCGCCAGACUUAAUAAGUACAUUUUCUCACAAUAUCAGGCUCUCAAUGAACUGGAUAGACACUGAUGUUUCCUUUCUUGAUGUAAACCCAGUGAGUGUCCAGUUUGUGGAAUCUGCCAUCCAUAAACUUUAUGGAAGCCUUAUACCAGUGGAAACAUUGGUUCAGUCAAAUAGACAGUGCAUUGGUAAUAUUUUCUCGAAUCUAAAACCAAAACCAGUUGAAGGUGUUCUACACACCUGGAAAGAUUCAUCAGCUGUCAUGGGACUUGUUUCCUACACCUCUGUGAUAGAAUAUCAUCUGCAACAUCAGUCCAAGUUAGGAGCUGAGACUAUUGACUCCUCCACUAUCAAGUGUAAUCUCACAUCGAGUGAUGACUCACUGAUGUGCCAAUUCAGUAUUUCCCCUGCACAGACUUCAACACUUAAUGCAAGUGGUAGGUCACCAAAGAGACACAAAAGAAGCCAUGCAAAAGACAAGUUAAAGGCUCAGGAAAAAUAUUCAGUGUUACCUCUUAAUGAUAACAGCAUAACUCUAAGGAUGUAUGGAGUUCUCCCUUUAAGAGAUACUGAAUUUAUUAAGUACAAAUAUGGAGAAGAUUUCAUCUGUUGUGAGGAUGAUACAGAUAUGGAGAGUGUUUGUCUGGUGCCAUUUGAGGACUUAAUAAGGAAGCUAAUAGCAUCCACACAAGUUCUGAUUUUAGUGACAAAGAGCACCCCUGUCUUAUUUGUCCUGCGACCUUUGACUCCCACAUCAGCUACGCUGAGUUCACUUUGCCUUAGUGAAUCCCUGGAUGUGGAAAAAAAGCUAUUGUGUUCAGAAUCCUCACCUAAAAAGAAAACUAAAGUUGUGAAGGAAAAACCAUGGGAUCAGUUGAUAUCUAGAGCAGUUCAACAUAGCAGCAAAUGUGCUAGCACCUCCACUGAUCAGAAAAACAGACAGUGCUUUGAUCCCAAUGUUCUGGGGAGGACACAUUUACCUGGUUGUAGAUCUGGUCUGGUGUCUCUGAUUGAGAAACUCAACAACAGAAUAUCUCAACUGGAAUUUCUGAAUGAAAAUGAAGUUGAAACUUUGAAAGAACUACAACAGGUUUAUCGGCAAGAGAAUAAACCCAUCAGACCAAGAGAGACUGUGCAGCCCCAGUUACAAGAAUUUGAAGAAGGAACUCCCUCUCAGCCAGGGUCACAGAGUACAGAUACACUGCCUUCUCGUGGUGUUCUGAUGGUAAACAAGAGCAGACUAUCAUCUGUAUUCAAGGAGGACAACUCUGCAGUAACAAAGACUCCAGAGACUGUAAAAAAUACCAACACAGAUAUGACCAGUUUGCAAACUGAGUUUGAAUCAGAAGAAGAACUUGUGGAAUAUUUGAUUAAAUCCUACAAUGAGAGGGUGGUGGAAGGAUGUGAGAAUUUUUACUUGGCAGCACAGAGUUUAGUGAUGGUGCCAUUGCAUUAUGUAAAAGACCAAAAUGUGGAUAAUCCCCAGGAAAAGUGUAUUGAGCUUCUGGAGAGAGGAGUAGUUUUGCCCAUUGGAUCCUUGAAAGAGAGACAUCAGAAAGAGGAAAGAAAAAGUCAGACACAGAUAGAACUACAGCUGCAGACAGUGCUGAGAUUUGAGAUUCUCUCUUUUCUACAACAAGGGGACCAGUCUAUGACAGAAGAAGAUAACAGACUUAAUGAUAUUGUCACCCUUUUGAGGACACUCAGCUUUCACACAGAUCCCAAGUCCCUGUCUGACUUUAUGAACAAUAGUCUUGUUGAAAAUUACAUCCACACAUUGCCACAAACUCUGGGUAAUGUUUAUGAUGAAUUGAUGCAGCCACUUCCUGUUGCCCUGGAAGCCAUUCUUUCCCCUGACAAUAGUGCUGACCAAUCAGUGUUCAGCAAAUCAGUCAUGGAGGCAGAGCUUGACAAGAGUAUAGAACCAUCCUCCUCACAGCCUCCUUCUAUCUCAGAAGUGUUACCAAAAUCUAAUGAUGCACCAGUUAGUAAAACAAGGACCAGAAAAAUUAUGCACUACCCAAGUUUGUCAGAUAUUGGAUCAAAACGUCAGAUAUUUGUCAACACAUCUACAUCAAAUGUUAAGGAGCCUUCUUCUUCACGGAAGAGGAGAAAAUCAAAAAGAGAUUUAACAAGGCAGUUUAAGAGCAAAAUAAAGCUAGAGAGAAGACAGUCAGUGGCAGUGAUGGAGACCAUCAAGUCCCCCAAAGGAAGAAAACUGGCAUCCUCUAAACUCAAGUCCUCUAAACAUUUGUUGUCUCCACCAUUCAAGUCUCCAGCCAGAAAACCUCUGGUCACAGAAACCCCAUCACACAAACAGAAGAAUUCUGCUAUGUGGAAACGACAGGAGGCAGAAAGAAGGAGAUCCCUUAGUAAUACUGCUGUUAAGGUGGUGGAGGAAUCACCCCUCAAAUCAGAGAGACCAUCAUUACUCAGCCCAUCCCAGAAUAAACGCGCUCUGCAUAAGGUCAGACGUUCAUUUUAUUCAGCCUCAGCAGGUCCUCUGAUACGAUCUAGGUCAAUGACCCAAGCAAAUGUUGAAUUGGGAGAUAGAAUUGCAGGCAGGAUCCAACACUCUUCAGGAAAACUCAACAGUAUUCUUAAAAAACCUCCAAGUCAGUCAGCUUUAUUCAAGUCACCAGACAAAAAUUCUUCAUUCUUGCUAUCACAGUUGAUGGGAAGUCCAACUCCACAGAAGAAAACAUCCAAGACACCAGGAAAAGGAACUCCCAACAAAGUAAUUGCAGAGUCUCCUAGUAUGUUCACAAGAUCCAGGUCGCCAUGUAUAUCUAAAGGUUUUCCAAAAGCUUUGUUUCAGGAGAGUCCUAAUUGUAGAAAGAGUCAACCAAAAGUUGUCCGACACUCACCAAGUCUAGAGCAGUCAGAAGGAAAAGAGGAUGAAAAAAAUGUAAAAUUUACCAACACACCCAGAAAAUCUCCUGACUUUCUAGUAGCUGAGUCUCCCAGUAAUAACACAAGAUCUAAAACUUUGAUGACUCCAACAAGAAAAUCUGUCCGGGCUCUUUUGUUUGGAAAGAGUCCUGAGGGAAAGCCUGUGGAAGACAGUAAAAACAGAAACACUCCAUCAAAAUCAACCCCAAGAGCUCGAAGAUUAAUACUGAGUAAAACACCAGUGAAAGGUCAGAAGUCUAUCACUAUUGACCAGCAUACUGGCAACACAGAAAAUCUGACUCAGAAAAAAUUGGAUGAAAUGAAACAUACAUGUACAGAUGAUUCCUCAAGUUCAACAUCUAUAAAUGAUGGAAAAGGAGAUGCGAAAAAAUCACCAGAAAAAAGUAGAACCCCUUCCCCUAAAAUCCAAAGGAAAAUUCGUACACCAAGUUCUCUUAAUCAUUGGCAAAGACGGAAAAGGGGCAGAGAUGAAAGCAUGCUAUCUCCAAAACAAUUGUCAAGGAAGUUUGGUACUGAGAGUACACAAAGCAGUCAGGAAAGCAAGGCUGUUGAAGAGGACAAUGAUACGAUCUUCUCUUCACUGUCUCAGGAAGAAAAACAAGUCAACAACAAAAAGAGAGGCCUGGAAUCUACAGAGGACUUGUCAACCAUAUUCUCACCAAGUAAAAUAAAGAGAACAUUGUUGAAAAACUCUGACCAGAGUAGUUUUAGAACAUCAUAUACCCUUCAUAACAAGAUAAUAGAAAAAAAAUCUUCAUUGCUUUCUUUUGCUAGUGGAAACAGUGAAGGUUUUGACACAACAGGCUUGACAGAUUCCCAGACUAGCAGUGUGGGUCUCCAUUCUAACUUAAGUAGAAUGUCUCAAGCAAGUACCUCUUCCAUGGAAUUUUCCAAUGCUAAUGAUGAAGUUUUCUUGUUAGAGAGUCAAAGUGGAGAAAAGACUGACACAAAUAUUACAGAACAGAAUACAGAUGCUGACAUUGGCUGUAAUUCUCCAGUGUUUGGAUCAGGGAAUAAAACCAGAAAAAUACAUCUGUCAGGAGCAAAUAAUGGACGAAAUUCAGGACAAAAAGUGUCUCCUUCUGGGAGGAAAUAUUCUCCUAAUGUCUCUGCCAAAAGUCUCAUGCAUCUAAUGAAUUCUCCACUUGUCACCUCUGAGAAAGUAGAGAAAAGUCCAAAUGUGAGUAGGAAUGUUGCUAUUGUGAGGCAUCAAAGACCUCGAUCAAGACGGUCAUUAAAUCUUCAACAGUGAUUAUAAUAUGGUGCAUUUGCUCUUGCUAGACGACACCGUCUCACAAAAGUUCAGGAAACAAUAAACGCAUAUACAUGUAUAUAUGUAAAUUAUGAACUGACAUUCUUUUUAAUCAAGUGUACACUAGCUGUUAGAUGUGCUUUGAAAAUAUGAUUAGGCACAACAGACUAUUUUUGUGAAAUAUAUUUAAUCAGAUUUAAAACA